Molecule: messenger RNA, 960 nt
Organism: Bufo gargarizans (Asiatic toad)
Lineage: Eukaryota; Metazoa; Chordata; Amphibia; Anura; Bufonidae
Product: olfactory receptor 52K2-like
Exons: 1
Coding region: 1-960 (319 amino acids)
Biological process (GO): G protein-coupled receptor signaling pathway
Cellular component (GO): membrane
Molecular function (GO): olfactory receptor activity; G protein-coupled receptor activity
Source: RefSeq, a predicted model, not a curated record
AUGUCUUUACAGAAUUCUACCCGGUUGCUUCCCAUUCAGUUCUUUCUCUUGGGGAUCCCUGGCCUUGAACAUCUCUACCUCUACCUUGCCGUUGUCUUCACCAUGGUUUAUAUCACAUCUAUUAUUGGAAACGUCAUGCUGAUUUUCAUCAUUAGGAUAGAUCGAAGCCUUCAUGAACCCAUGUACUUCUUUCUCUGCAUGUUGUCCUCCAUUGACCUAGUCUUGUGCAAUUCUACCACACCCAAGAUGUUGGGGAUCCUUUGGCUGAACUCUCAUGAGAUUUACUCUGAGGCGUGCAUCACCCAGAUGUUUUUCCUCCAUUUCUUUGCCAUUAUGGAGUCAUCCCUACUCUUGGCCAUGGCAUUUGAUAGAUAUGUUGCCAUCUGUAACCCUCUUAGGUACACCUCGAUACUAACAAAAUGGCUGAUAGCACAUAUCGGCAUGUUGGCCAUCAUUAGAGCGGUAGGACUGAUGCUGCCUUUACCUUUCCUUUUAAAGAGACUACCCUUCUGUUCGGCCAAUGUCAUCCACCACUCCUACUGUGAGCACAUGGCUGUGGUGAAACUUGCCUGUGCCGAUACCACCCCUAACAACAUCUAUGGCAUAGUGGUGGCUCUUUCCAUUGGAGGGUUGGAUCUGUUCUUCAUAAUCUGCUCUUAUGUCAUGAUUCUUAGAGCUGUGUUUAAGCUGGCCUCCACAGAAGCCAGAACUAAGGCUCUUGGCACAUGCGCCUCUCAUAUUUGCGCCAUCCUUUCAUUUUACAUUCCGGUUGUUCUGUCUUCUGUUGUCCACAGAUUUGGAAAAAAUGUCCCAAAUCAUAUUCACAUCCUAUUGGCCAAUGUGUACCUGAUGCUGCCACCUCUCAUUAAUCCUAUUGUGUAUGGGGUAAAGACCAAGCAGAUAAAAAACCGGGUGAAAUCUGUCUUUGGACUUCAUAUGUUCUACCAAUGUCUGCUCUGA